Molecule: messenger RNA, 939 nt
Organism: Salarias fasciatus (jewelled blenny)
Lineage: Eukaryota; Metazoa; Chordata; Actinopteri; Blenniiformes; Blenniidae
Product: olfactory receptor 10A6-like
Exons: 1
Coding region: 1-939 (312 amino acids)
Biological process (GO): detection of chemical stimulus involved in sensory perception of smell; G protein-coupled receptor signaling pathway
Cellular component (GO): membrane
Molecular function (GO): G protein-coupled receptor activity; olfactory receptor activity; odorant binding
Source: RefSeq, a predicted model, not a curated record
AUGAACUCCAGCCAGCCGUCACACUUCACACUCGGUGGUUACUUUGACGUCGGCCUGUUGAAAUACUUGUGUUUCGUCUUGCUGCUGUGUCUGUACCUGCUGAUCAUCGGAGCCAACCUGCUGCUGAUCCUGGUGAUCUGUGUGAACAGAACCCUUCAUGAGCCCAUGUACCUGUUCCUGCUCAGCCUGUUUGUCAACGAGCUGUACGGCAGCAGCAGCCUGUUCCCGCUGCUCCUGGUCCAGGUCCUGUCGGACUCUCACACCGUGUCGGCUCCGCUCUGCCUCCUGCAGAUCUUCGUCAUCUACUCUUAUGGAGGCGUUGAGUUUUUCACUCUGGGUAUCAUGUCUUAUGACCGCUAUUUGGCGAUCUGCUGUCCUCUGCAAUAUCACCGCCGGCUGUGGAGUGGGAAGGCGGUUCGGUUGGCGGCACUCUGCUGGUUCAUCUUCUUCAUUACCGUCAGUGUUCUGGUGGCCUUCCUCUCCUCCCUGCAGCUGUGCGGCAGCGUCGUCUCUAAAGUGUACUGCGACUAUCACUCAGUGGUCAAGCUGUCCUGUCAGGACUCGCUGCCCGGGAACAUGUAUGGCCUGCUCUUCUUCUCCGUCUCUGUGUCCUGUCCUCUGUGUCUCAUCAUCUUCACCUACAGCAGGAUCUUCAGAGUGUGUUUUUCAGGCAGUGAGCAGAGCCGACAGAAAGCCGUGGCCACCUGCACGCCUCACCUGGCCUCGCUCCUCAACUUCACCUGCGGCGCCACGUUCGAGGUCCUGCAGAGCAGAUUCAAUAUGAACAGCUUACCCAGCACGCUCCGCAUCUUCCUCUCGCUGUACUUCCUGACCUGUCCUCCCAUCUUCAACCCUGUGAUGUACGGCCUGAAGCUGUCCAAGAUCCGCCUGAGCUGCAGGAACCUCCUGUCACAUCCCAGCUGGAGGGGGUCGGCCUGA